UUUCCAAUGUCAUGAUAAAAACUCAAAUUUCUGUAAUUUUUGUAAUAAAUUUCUAUAUUUUCAAGAAUUAAUAAAAUACAAACUUGAAAAAUAAUAAAAUACUUCAAACUAUUAAUAAUAAUGAUGAAUAAGUGUGAAGUGGCUAAAACGUUUAGUCUAAUUGUAUUCAACAUAUCAAUCAGAACGUCGUGGACUUAAAUUCCACUUUGGGCAUGAAUGAAUUAAAUGAAAGUAAAGGUUUAUUAAUUUAUUGCAAUCUGCUAGAUCAUACAAUGAUUUUUGUCUUCAAAUACUUCCAGAUAUGGAGCAGGAAGUGAAUUUGGAAGGGAAGCUAGGGAGGAAGCGCGUCGAAAGAAGUAUGGUAUCAUCAGCAAGAAAUACCGGCCAGAAGAUCAACCGUGGAUUUUGAAAGUUGGGGGAAAGACUGGUAAAAAAUUUCGAGGUACACGAGAAGGAGGUGUAGCAGAAAAUGCAGCUUAUUAUGUUUUCACACAUGCCCCUGAUGGAGCUAUAGAAGCCUUUCCACUGCAAGAAUGGUACAACUUCCAGCCAACACAACGUUACAAAGCUCUCUCUGCUGAAGAAGCAGAACAAGAAUUCGGCAGACGCAACAUGCAAGUUAACUAUUUCUCUCUAAUGAUGAGGAAGAGAUUGCGAGGUGAAAAGGAGGAAGAUCUUGACGAUGGUGAAGAACAUAAAGUGAAAGGAAAGUCAAAGGCAAGGAAAGGUGAUUUGAAAAUUUCUGAAAUGGAAGACUGGAUUGAAUCAUCCGAGAGCUCCGAAUCAGAUGAAGAGAAUAACAAAGAAAAAGAAGAAGAAAAGCCCAAAAAAAAGAAAAAGGCACCUCCUAAGAAGAAGAAGAAACAUGAUCCUGAUGACGAGGCAUUUGAAGAAAGUGACGAUGGAGAUGAGGAAGGGCGGGAGGUUGAUUAUAUCUCAGACUCUUCAGAGAGUGGCUCCGAUCAUGAAACCAAAGUCACUAAAGAACUGAAGGGAGUCGAGGAAGAAGAUGCUUUGCGAAAAUUAUUGUCUUCAGGAGAAGAAGAGGAAGAGGAAGAACAAAAAAGAGGAAGGGGAGAAGGAGAAGAAUCAGAAGAUACCAAAGGGAAUAUGCCUAACUUACUAAAGGAUGAGAAGGACAAGAAGAGUAGAAAAAAAAUAAGGAUGAGAAAGAAAAAGGAUGGUCAAAAUAAGUGCUGGCAAGUUUCACGUUCUGGCCGACCCCCCACAAAGGAAAGCCCUCUCCUGCUGGCGGCCGCAGUGGACAGCCCUGAGAAGCGCAAAGCUGCAGCUCCCGAUCCUACUGCAGAAAGAAGAGUCGUCUGGAUAAUUUUGGCAACUGCAGUAGUAUCGCUAUUCCCUGGCUCGAGAAUCUGGAAUUACAGAAGAUGCUGUCCGAAGGUAUCUUAUGCGUAAACCUAUGACAACUACAGAACUCCUUCAGAAAUUCAAAACAAAGAAAACAGGAUUGUCUUCUGAACAAUUGGUCAACAUAAUGACUCAUAUCCUGAAGAGGAUCAACCCAGCUAAACAGACAAUUAAAGGAAAAAUGUAUUUAUCCAUCAAAGCAUAAUUCUCAGGGUUAAAAACACUAAGUAUUUGUGUACAAUUUUGUCAUUCUUAUAGGCUUAGUUCACAUACAUAAAUCUCAUGAAAGGCUCUGUAGCCUUAAUGCUCGACUGUAAUACACACUUCUUCACUUUCCUAUUUAACAUUUAUUCAUUCAUUCAUUAUAUGCAUCUACCUUUCAAGCUCAUAUGCUGUGCACGUACGACCAAUAGAACAUGUGGUUGUUAUCUAGUUCAUUAGUAAAAGUUAUAAUAAGUACAAGUGUACAUUUUAGUCCAUACAUUAGAAGUAUUAAUUGUGUUACUGAUGUUUAGUUAAAGGCUUAAAUUAGUGCAUUUCAUUGUACAUGUUCUGCAUUCAGAAUCCAUGUGCAUUUAUCUUUUUUUGUUUUUGUAAAGUUCUUUUAAUCAGUAGACAAUUGUGAUGUUAAAAGAAUUUAUUAAAAUUGUAAUGAUUAAUAAUAUUGAGUUUCCAUAAAUCAUCACCUGAGAUCC
This is a messenger RNA of Gryllus bimaculatus (two-spotted cricket), 2063 nucleotides long. Lineage: Eukaryota; Metazoa; Arthropoda; Insecta; Orthoptera; Gryllidae. The record is from the annotation of a GenBank genome assembly.